This is a messenger RNA of Vitrella brassicaformis, 1042 nucleotides long. NCBI's taxonomy places the organism in Eukaryota, Vitrellaceae. The record is from the annotation of a GenBank genome assembly.
GUCUGUUGCCCCUUCCUGUGACCUCUCAGCUCGUGCCGGGAGGAGGAGGGUGUGUGUAGUUGUUGGUCCGUAAGCAGCUCAUCAACUGCGAGACCUUUAGUGGCGAGUGAGCAUCGUCAUGUCAGGCGAGGCGACGGAGGAGGAAAGGGUGCCUCCCUCUGGGGGAGAGGGCACAGAAGAGCGACCUCAAGACCAGCAGGACACGGUGGGAUGCACAUACAUGCUCGCUUGCACAUGCCUUUGUGCACCACGCGCUUUCCCAGAGAGAGAGAAGAGCCAUGCAUGGCAGCAUGCGUGUAUGUUGUUGGGCACGGGGCGGAUGAGGAGAUCAUCCUUGUCGAGACAUCGGACCGACUCCGUCCGCCUCAUUGGUGUGUGCCUUGCUUGUGUGUCAUGCAGGAAAUGACAGAGCCUGGCGAGGCGACGGAGGAACCUCCCGUGGUAGAGGACAGCAAUGGUGACGCGACGGACACCGUACAAGAGGGAUUGGGACUCGGUAGCGACGAGCCGAUGCCCUCACACAACGGGGCACCCGAAGGUGCGCACAGCACGGGAGAUACAGAGAGAGCGAGAGAGAGAGAGAGAGAGAGGCAGACACGCCUCGCUUUGUCUGUGGACGUGUCCAUGCAGGACGCGGGCGGUGGACCAAAGAGCGCGUCAACAUGAUAGGGCAGGCCCUCACCGGCAGCACCGCCGCCAUCAAGAAGAAGCACGCCGGUGUCGGCGGGGAAGGCCUGACGCUGUACCUGGUCCAUCAGAGAGACCUCAGCGACCUCGUGUGUGUGGACGACGACGGCGAGAAGAACCUCGACAACAGAGAGAAGGACGGGUACAUCUACAUCGCCACCUUUGGUGGCGUCAGGGUGAGGCGACGAGGGGAUGACGCCCCUUGCGAGCCGCUUCUGAUUGAUGUCUACGUCGAAAUCGCCGGAGGUGAGGAGGCUCAGCCGAGGUCAUGGAGCAAACGUCAUGAGAUGCUCUCAUGUGGCUCCUCUGCGUGCCUGCAGGUCGCGUGAGGGAGUAUCUGGAGAGCACGAGUUGA